Messenger RNA from Hevea brasiliensis (rubber tree), 1020 nucleotides. Its product is annotated as probable LRR receptor-like serine/threonine-protein kinase At3g47570. Gene Ontology annotation, biological process: protein phosphorylation. The record is from RefSeq and is a predicted model, not a curated record. NCBI's taxonomy places the organism in Eukaryota, Viridiplantae, Streptophyta, Magnoliopsida, Malpighiales, Euphorbiaceae. The coding region runs from base 1 to 1020 and encodes 339 amino acids. The transcript is spliced from 3 exons. Gene Ontology annotation, molecular function: ATP binding; protein kinase activity.
AUGUCAUCUGCACCUCCUCUCUCAAAGCGCAACGAACCACCCACCACCCCAAGGUCAGAGCCUCCACCCAAAAAGCCAAAGACUUCAGCCUCCACACCCUCUUCCAGUGCAACGCUUGUGCUGAUUUGUUUCUUUCUGUGCCUAUCAAGAAAGAGAAGAGAGUCUUGGACAACAUCUCAUGGGAAGGAGCUAUUGAAGUUGUCUUAUCAAAGUCUCCUCAAAGCUACUAAUGGAUUCUCUUCAGACAAUUUAAUUGGUAUUGGUAGCUUUGGGUCAGUAUACAAAGGAAUUCUUGAUCAAGAAGGAAUUGUGAUUGCGGUGAAGGUGUUUAAGCUUAUGAAUCGAGAAGCUUCAAAGAGUUUUAUAGCUGAGGUCUUACGAAAUGUUAGACAUCGAAAUCUUGUCAAAGUGCUCACAGCCUGUUCAGGUGUUGAUUAUCAUGGCAAUGAUUUCAAAGCUUUGGUUUAUGAGUUCAUGGUCAAUGGAAGCUUAGAUGGUUGGUUGCAUCCAACUCUUGGAUUAGAUGAAGUACCAAGGACUUUAAGUGUUCUCCAAAAGCUGAAUGUUGCCAUUGAUAUUGCUUGUGCAUUGGAAUAUCUUCAACAUCAUUGUGGAACACCAAUCGUUCAUUGUGAUAUAAAACCAAGUAAUAUCCUUCUCGAUGAAGAAAUGACUGCACAUGUAAGUGAUUUUGGACUAGUGAAGUUUCUUUCCAAUGUCACCCUUAGUUAUACAAAUCAAUCCAGCUCCAUCGGAGUAAGAGGAACUAUUGGUUAUUGUCCUCCAGAGUAUGGUAUAGGAAGUCAAACAUCAACAUCAGGUGACAUUUUUAGUUAUGGCAUACUCUUGUUGGAGAUGUUCACGGGAAAAAGGCCUACUGAUCACAUGUUCAAGGAAGGCACGAGUCUUCGCAAUUUUGUUAAGAGAGCUUUACCUGAACAAGUAACACAAAUUCUGGAUCCCAAUAACAACCUUCCUCCAAUGCAAAUGCAACAUGGGUUCAAAGCCACAGUCUUGUGA